UAUGUUUGCUCUGUUUAUGCAUUUCCUAAGCCUUUGUUUAGUCAUGGUAUGAGAAUGGAGGCACAUGAUCUGCAGGACAAAUGCAGCUCUGUCACCAUUGCUGGACGUCCAGAAUCCGUGUCUAGGUCUCGGCCUAUCGAAUCGGUUGCUCGGUCGGUGGCGGCGGCGGAAAGGGUGAUUCCGAAGGAGUCUGCAUGCGGCGGCAUUGGGGUGGUGGAGAGAGUGGUGAAGAGAGAGGUGGCCGGAAGGCAGUGGGAGGAAGCAAAGUGGUUGGACUUGUGUGAGUUCAGCGAGGAGGUCGGUGGGAAGGUGAUGGAGGAGUUGGUCCAAGACUUGCUGUUUGAAUUAUCCUGCCGCUAACAAAUGUAAUUAGUUUUCUGUUUUUUCUUGGCCUAUACUUCUCUGCUCCCAACUAGAAAUAUGUUAAGCUCCUUUUUUCAUGAGCUUUCUUGCCUUCCGCUG
Messenger RNA from Zingiber officinale, 462 nucleotides. RefSeq lists its product as uncharacterized. The record is from RefSeq and is a predicted model, not a curated record. Lineage: Eukaryota; Viridiplantae; Streptophyta; Magnoliopsida; Zingiberales; Zingiberaceae. The transcript is spliced from 2 exons. Bases 49 to 360 code for a protein of 103 amino acids.